Molecule: messenger RNA, 493 nt
Organism: Pistacia vera
Lineage: Eukaryota; Viridiplantae; Streptophyta; Magnoliopsida; Sapindales; Anacardiaceae
Product: chaperone protein dnaJ 11, chloroplastic-like
Exons: 1
Coding region: 54-410 (118 amino acids)
Source: RefSeq, a predicted model, not a curated record
AAUCUCUCUUAAUCCCUCAAGAAUAUCUGUGUCUUCAGUUCGAUCAACUGCUAAUGGCUAUGACUGCUUCUGCUUCUUCUUUGUAUGAGGUUCUAGGGAUCUCAAUGAGCGCAAGUGGGCACGAAAUCAAGGCUGCGUAUAGGAGGCUGGCCAGAAUGUGUCACCCCGACGUGGUAGCCAUGAACCAGAAGGAAAUGUCUGCAACCGAGUUUAUGAAAAUCCAUGCGGCUUAUUCUACUUUAUCCGACCCUAAUAAAAGAGCCAACUACGAUAGAGACCUCUUCCGGCGGAGACAGCCCAUUGGUUUUUCUUCUGCUCUUUCUUCAGCCGCAAUGGCGUCCAUGUCUAGAUUUUCUGGUGGGUACAAAUACAAUUCCAAGGGAAAUUGGGAGACUGAUCAGUGCUGGUAGAUUAAUCAUUAAUAAAUGUAAUUCUUGUAAAAUGUUAAUUAGGCUAACUCAAUGCCAUAUUUUUUGUGCGGGCUUGUGUUAAA